Talaromyces amestolkiae is the source of this 3285-nucleotide messenger RNA. RefSeq lists its product as uncharacterized. Gene Ontology annotation, cellular component: membrane. Gene Ontology annotation, molecular function: ATP binding; ATP hydrolysis activity; ABC-type transporter activity. Lineage: Eukaryota; Fungi; Ascomycota; Eurotiomycetes; Eurotiales; Trichocomaceae. The transcript is spliced from 13 exons. The coding region runs from base 1 to 3285 and encodes 1094 amino acids. Gene Ontology annotation, biological process: transmembrane transport. The record is from RefSeq and is a predicted model, not a curated record.
AUGACUAGAAGUUCUCUCGUCGGGCUAAUUCAUGACAAGACCAUCUAUUCACCUGCCGUUUCGUAUGACAAUGGCCAGGCUAUCACACUUAUGAGCACGGAUGCUGAUAGUCUCGAUGAUGUUGCCGAGAUGAUCCAUGAAACUUGGGCCCAAGUCAUCGAAGUGAUAAUCGGGAUUACGCUACUAGCUACACAAGUUGGAUGGAUCUGGCCUCUUCCGCUCUUCCUGAUUUAUUUAUGUUCAUACAUGAGUCGAUUCGUUGCGAAAAAUCUUCGGCCUCGUCAAAAAGCCUGGAACAUUGCAACACAGGGUCGUAUGGCUGCUAUAAGCUCUAUGUUGAGCACGAUGAAGGUCGUCAAAAUGCUUGGAUAUCAAAACCACCUUAUGAACCGUAUUCAAGAGCUUCGAAAAGAGGAGCUCUGGGCAGCCUCCAGACUGAGAUGGGUUAUGGUCUACUAUAACAUGUCAGCCAAUGCCCUCGGAAUAUUCUCUCCAGCUAUCACGCUGGUAAUAUCAGCUCUUAUAUCGGUAGCUCGUGGCGGCAAAUUGGAUACAGAGACUGCCUUCACCACCAUAGCCAUCUUGAGCAUGGUCACACAUCCCGCAAAUAUGGUUAUGACUAUUGUACCACGAGCGGUAGCAGCAUUCGCUGGUUUUGAGAGGAUUCAAACAUUCUUGCUUCAACCUUCAUUGCAGGAGACUCGUCAAAUACUGUCAGAAAACACUCGGAAUGAGGUACUCUGGGACCAGUCAAGCCCUGCCAUUCAAAUUCAUGACCUAGCCGCUGGAUCAUUCGCAAUUAUCUCAGGCCCAACUGGCAGUGGCAAAUCGACCUUGUUGCGUGCUAUCCUCCGGGAAGUCACCCCCGUCCGAGGCUCAAUUGCGUUAUUAACACGAAACAUAUCAUAUUGUGCUCAGAGACCGUGGCUCCCAAACGGUACGAUCAAAGAGGCAAUUUGCGGAACAACUGACAUUUAUAGUGACACGGAGCAAUAUCACGAAAGAUGGUAUCACGAGAUUAUAGAGAUGUGCUGUCUCGCACAUGACUUUGAAACCUUACCGUAUGGUGACCAGACACAAAUUGGUAGUAAGGGGCUCAAUCUAUCUGGCGGACAGAGACAACGAGUUACUCUUGCACGUGCAUUGUUUGCAAAAUGUGACAUACUUUUGCUAGAUGAUACUUUCAGUGGACUGGAUGGUGGAACAGAGCAGACCAUCUUCAACAAUCUGUUUGGUCCCUCGGGUCUGAUCAGGCAUCUGAAGACCACCGUGAUUCUCGUCUCGAAUUCAUUUCUCAAGGAUCAUGAGAUCUUAGAUCAAGGAAAGUGGCAGGAUAUCCAGUCUAAAAAUACAUUCUCAACAAAGCUCCCUUCUAGCUAUCGUAACAGGGAUAGCACCAUCCUCUCGGCAAACUUUGAGAAGCUCAACAAUCAAUUGCUUGCAAAAGAUGAGACUGAACUAGAUCUCGCGAGACAGACUGGAGAUCCCACUUUAUAUGGUUACUAUUUUAGUUACGUUGGCUUUGAUAAUCUUUUGAUAUUAUUGGGCUGCACUAUAUCGUACUCUUUCUUCAUCACCUUUCCCCAAUACUGGCUUCAGUUGUGGACCGAUGACGGUACUAGAGAUCUGUUCUACGCUUGUGGAUUUCUUCUCCUAUCGACCUUGUCAUGGGCCUCAACUAGCACUCAGAUGUGGUCUAUUUUGAUUCGACUUGCUCCGCAAUCAGGGUCGAAGCUACAUGAGCGUCUGUUAUACAUCGUGACUAGUGCACCAUUAUCCUACUUCUCGAAAACCGAUGUUGGCUCAAUAUUAAACAGUCAAGAUAUGGAGCUUGUCGACAAGAAAUUGCCAUCAGCUCUUCAAACUGUUGUAACCCAAAUCUUCAAACUUCUCAUACAGAUAAUUCUUCUUUGCGUGGCUGAAAAGUGGCUCGCAUUGUCUUUACCAGCCUGUGUACCUCUGGUCUAUGUGAUUCAGAAGGCUUAUCUCCGAACGUCUAGGCAGCUUCGUUUCCUGGAACUGGAGUCUCGGGCAGGAGUAUUUUCAAAUUUCUUGGAAACUGUCGAGGGUCUCGAAACAAUACGGUCAUUCGGCUGGUCCAAAGCAAUGAUUGAUGCAAACGUCCGAAGUGUCGACUACUCCCAGCGUCCCGAAUUUCUUCUCCUGUGUCUACAGAGAUGGCUCAAAAUUGUGUUGGAUCUUCUAGCUGCUGCCAUUGCAACUAGUGCCGUUGCUAUCGCAGUAACGUAUCGGGACCGGAUCAGUGGCGCACAAGUGGGUAUUGCGCUCAACAUUAUGCUUGUAGCAAAUACAACCUUGCUGAGGCUUGUGGGAAAUUGGACUACUUUAGAAACUUCGCUUGGUGCUAUUUCUCGCUUGAAAAGCCUUGAGGAGACCACCCCGUUUGAAGGUGGGCAUACGGAAACCUUGGAGCCGCCUGAAGAUUGGCCUUCAAGAGGAAACGUCGAGUUCAAGAAUAUCACUGCAUCAUAUCAGUCUGGAUCUGUUGCGCUGCGAAACCUAUCCUUGAAUGUMCCUGCCGGUCAGAGGCUCGUCGUCUGCGGACGUACAGGCAGGKAAGUCAAGCCAUAUAGUACAAAUGACUUUGAUCGUGGGCUCACUGGAUUGAUUAGCGGCAAAAGCACCUUACUUUUGACGCUGCUACGGCUUCUAGAGCUACAAUCCGGCAAAAUAGAGGUAGAUGGCAUCGAUAUCAAAACAGUGGGGCCAAAUAUACUACGGGAACGGUGCUUCAUCGCAGUCUCUCAGGACCCUCUACUCUUACCUAACGAGACCUUGCGCUUCAACUUAGAUGCGGAUGGUUCAGUGACAGACGACGAUCUUGUCGAUGCGUUGACUGAAACGGGCUUGUGGUCACAUUUCUUCAAGGGCGACACAUCCUAUGACGUGGAGGGAGCUACAACCAUUGAAAUUUCAGAAGACUCUGAUGAACACCCGGUUUUACAUCGCAGGUUCGCGCUGUUCCAGGAGCUCUCCGUUGGACAAUGUCAAUUGUUUGCACUUUGCCGGGCGCUUGUCAAAGCCAGGUUCUUACGGAGAGCUGGGCUAAAGCCUGUCAUACUCUUGGAUGAAGUCACAUCCUCUCUUGAUAUUGAAACUGAGUCCACGGUCCAUGAUAUUGUUGACAGAGAAUUUACGCACAGAGGUCAUACUGUCAUCAUUGUUGCUCAUAGAGUUGGUGCUCUGGAGAAGCAUAUGGAAGUCGGGCGAGAUGCUGUGGCACUGAUGGCAGAUGGUAAAUUGCAGGAGGUUGUACAAGAAUAG